Molecule: messenger RNA, 1575 nt
Organism: Diplodia corticola
Lineage: Eukaryota; Fungi; Ascomycota; Dothideomycetes; Botryosphaeriales; Botryosphaeriaceae
Exons: 2
Coding region: 1-1575 (524 amino acids)
Source: RefSeq, a predicted model, not a curated record
AUGAACCAAAACAGCUACAAUCCCGCACGCGGCACCCGAGGUGGCCGUGGCCGUGGCCGUUCUCAACACCAAGUGCCGCCGCCGAACGCUCCGACGGGCCCUCGGCCCAUGUGCUGUCAACUGCACCAUCUCAACCCCAACUGUGGGUUGGGGUGCAACGGCGUCACCGUCGUCCCGGGAUUCUCCACGCAGCGUCCCACUCUAUAUGGGCCUGCUGGCUUCGCUCCAUCUGCCGCCCCUCCUCCUCCAACCUACAACCCGCAGAUGGGUCAGCCUCGCGGUGGUCCUACACCACCCAUGAACAUGCCGCCGCCGCGUGGUCCGAGAAACCACUCCGUCAACCAUCGGAACGCGCCUACGUUUCAGCAGAUGCCUGGACACGUCCUCACCCAACACCACCCUGUAUACAACACCCCGGCGGCCCCGUCUCCAUUCGGCGGCUACCAUGGACAGAGCACAUCUGCCAUGGGACACCAGCAGCAGAGGCUUAACCCCAGCCCUGCCCCUCACCACUUCAACCAGCAGUUCCCUCCUGCUCCUCCUCCCGCUCCUUUCUUCCCUCCCUCCAUCCGCCCUACGCCCACACCAACCGGCCCGUCGAGCUUCCAGCUCUCGACGUCCACACGACACCACGCCGCCCGCCAGCCCUCCGCCACCUACAACACGCCCACUCCCCACGGCCAAGAGGCAACAGAAGAUCUCUCCGGCCCCCUCUCGCUCGCCGCCCUCCGCGACGUCUCUUUCACCAAGCCAGCCACCGCCAGCUCGGCCCCACCCCGCGCCUCCGCCCACCCCCCUCCCCCUCCCGCCCGCAGCACCCCGUCGUCCGCCGCCUCCCCAUCGCCGCCAGCAGACUCGCCGCACACCAACCUCCCUCCGCCCCAAGACGCAUGGCAGCCAUCGACGCGCAAGUCCUCACACGCGCGGUUCGACCUGCGCCUGUCCGACCUCGAGCUCGGCAUGAUCGUGCACCUGAAGCCGAACGCGACGUGGGGCACAGGGCGGCAUCCGGGGCUGGUGUGCGGGUGGAAAGACGCAGGGUACGUCGAGAUUCUCGUCGGAACGAGUUUCCUGGGGCAAGGGAUGGUGGGGAAGAUGGGGAGGAUCAGGGAGGCGCACGAGAGGGCGCGGAUUGGGAGGGAGUAUCUGCGGGUUGGUGGGGAUGGUGGGGAUGGGGAGGACUAUGUGGAGGCGUAUGCGGGGUUGGGGUUGCCGGUGCUGCGGUUGAGGGGGGGGAGGGUGUUGAAGAAGACGACGUACUUCCGGUUUGUUUACCGGUUUCAUUGCGAGCUUGCGGAUAUCUGCAAGUAUGCGGAUGGGAGGAGUCUCAAGAACAAGUACGUGUUGGAUGAGGCGAGUUGGGAGGCUUGCCGCGCGUACUUGGAGCAUCGGCUGCCGCUGAUGAGGAGGGCGGAGGCGGAGGUCAGGAGGCAGCAGAGGGAGAGGGACAGGGCCGCUGAGAGGCAGAGGGUGCAGGAUGAGAUGCGGCGGAAGGUCGCGGAGGCGGCGAACGCGCUGCAAUCGGUGACCCAGGAGGAGACGGAUGAUGAUGCGGCGGAGUCUUCUCUUGAGUGA